AAGUUUAUAUCCCGUAAUCUCAAGACAUUUCCCCCACUCUCUUUUUUCCCACCAUUCGCCGUCGCCGUUACUCUCCUCUCCCAGCAGCUUCUAGCACCACCGUCUAAAUCAAAUCCUUUUCCUCUUUCACAAAAGGAUGAACAGAGUCACGAGACUCGCCGCCCUCCGCCGUGCCGCCGCCACCGCAACAUCACUUUCCCAGACCGGAUCCCUCCAGCAAGCGGCUCCCUUCAGUAGCUCUGCUUCUUCCCACUGGUUUUCCGGCCGGUUUGGCGGUAACUUUGGCUCGACUUCGCCGGCGUCUCAUUAUCUUCCUUCGAAUGGCGUCGCCGGAACCAUGUUCUUCUCCGUCGCUGCUGCAACUUCUCUGAGUCAGGAGGCUCACGCUAAGGAACCCCUUCAAUCCCAAAUUUUUAAGGAAGUUGUUCUAUACCAGUAUGAAGCUUGCCCUUUUUGCAACAAGGUCAAAGCCUUCCUCGAUUACUAUGACAUUCCAUACAAAGUUGUGGAGGUUAAUCCCAUCAGCAAGAAGGAGAUUAAGUGGUCAGAUUACAAGAAGGUGCCUAUACUGACUGUUGACGGCGAACCUAUGAAUGAUUCAUCAGUUAUUAUUGAAUCACUAUUUAAAAGAAUGCAUCCAGAGGGAUCUCCUGGUUCUAGCACGAACACUGAGGAUGAGAAGAAAUGGGUUGGGUGGGUGAAUGGUCAUUUGGUGCACGUCUUGUCACCAAAUAUCUACCGAACAGCGGGUGAGGCUCUCGAGUCAUUUGAUUAUAUCGCAUCCCAUGGAAACUUUAGCUUCACGGAAAAGUUGGUAGCAAAGUAUGCUGGUGCAACAGCCAUGUAUUUCGUUGCCAAGAAACUGAAAAAGAAGUAUAACAUAACUGAUGAACGUGAAUCUUUAUACCAAUCCGCAGAUACAUGGGUAGAUGCACUGAAGGGUCAGCCUUUUCUUGGUGGCUCAAAACCUAAUCUGGCUGAUCUUGCUGUGUUUGGUGUCUUGAGACCGAUACGCCAUCUACAAUCUGGCAGAGACAUGGUGGAGCACACACGCAUUGGUGAUUGGUAUUCUCGGAUGGAGAAAGCCGUAGGGGAAUCCUGUAGAGUAACUGCGUAACUCUACUCUUGACCAGGAGUUCGCCAACUUCAUAGAUCGUAGUCUUGUCUGGUUGCAGUCUCUAUAAGCAGUGACGAUUGAAAUUAGCUUGAACUCGAAAGUAAAUAACGACUAGGAGCAAUGAUAGACGUGUGUGCCUCAGAUUUUCGAGGUUAUAGACAAUUUUUUGACAACAUAUUUUUGCAGGGUUACACAGCCACCAGACUCCUAUUUCUUGUAGAUGAAAUGUCAUACCAUCAGGGGGAGAUUAUGCUUGUUUCUCUAAAUUGUUAAACAUAAAACUGAUGGUUAAAUACAAUAGACAUUAAUUCUUUUUUAAUAUGAAUUAUGCAAACGAUGAACGAGGAAAGUAAAGUUGUGGAAUUACGAGUAUAUUAUUUUUCAA
Spinacia oleracea (spinach) is the source of this 1502-nucleotide messenger RNA. RefSeq lists its product as uncharacterized. Gene Ontology annotation, molecular function: prostaglandin-E synthase activity. Gene Ontology annotation, cellular component: mitochondrion. Lineage: Eukaryota; Viridiplantae; Streptophyta; Magnoliopsida; Caryophyllales; Amaranthaceae. The record is from RefSeq and is a predicted model, not a curated record. The coding region runs from base 137 to 1117 and encodes 326 amino acids. The transcript is spliced from 6 exons.